This is a messenger RNA of Helicoverpa zea (corn earworm), 1843 nucleotides long. Its product is annotated as protein PFC0760c-like. The transcript is spliced from 9 exons. The record is from RefSeq and is a predicted model, not a curated record. Lineage: Eukaryota; Metazoa; Arthropoda; Insecta; Lepidoptera; Noctuidae. The coding region runs from base 6 to 1727 and encodes 573 amino acids.
CAAAGAUGAGGUGGAUAGUACUCUUUGCUCUCUGCCUGGCGAUCGCGAUCGCUGCCCCUGCCUCGCAAAGUGCGGAUUACAAGCCAGCAGCAGAUCGAUUAGACCUUGGACGAGAUCGGGAUGAUGAUGAUGAUGAUGACGACAACGAUGACUUGAGGCGAUACGGGAACGACAACAGACCAGUCGCCGAUCGGAGAGACGGUGCCGACCGAAGCGACUUGGGGUCAUACAGUGCUUACAACAACCCGUCGAAUCGAUACGCCAACAGAUACGAUAACAACAGAAAUUACUACGCUAGAAGCAGAAGUAACUAUAAUAGAUACGAUGGCGGCCUGAAUGAUAGAAAUAAUAACGACAGGAAUGACAACUACAGGUACGAUAAUGACAGGAAUGAUGAUGAUAGAUACGACUCACCAACCAACCGUAGAUGCCGAAAAUGUGGAUCAUCAUACCAAGAAGGCGAUAGACGCGACAACGAUGCAUAUGACCGACGGGACAGAGACAACAGUGCAUUAAGCAGAUACGAAGCUUACGCACGAAGCAGAUAUUAUAGGAGCGCGAGGAAUAAACGCGAAAACAGCAAUAGAGCGUACGACAGAUCGGCGGGAUAUUAUGAAAACCGAUAUGGAUUAAAUUCUAGACGAAGUUACAGCCCAUACCCGUACAAUUUGCUAGAACAAGCUGGUAUUAACAGCCUAGAUGAUGAUAAUCUAGCUGAUGACCUAUAUAAUAACAACUACAGGCGAGACAACAAUGAUGAUAGAAAUGACGAUGACAGGAAUGAUGAUGACAGGAAUGAUGAUGACAGGAAUGAUGAUGACAGGAAUGAUGGUAAUAGAAAUGAUGAUGAUAGAAAUGACGAUGAUAGAAACGAUGAUAAUAGAAACGAUGAUGAUAGAAAUGAUGAUGACAGACUAGAUAACAAUAGGAGAUCUGACGACAGAAACAAUAAUAACCGAAGGGAUGACGGUAGUAGUGAUAAUGACAGAAGAUAUGAUGGCAUUAAUGAUAAUGACAGAAGAUAUGACGGCAGUAGUGAUAAUGACAGAAGGUAUGACUACAGAAGGAAUAAUGCCAUAAGAGAUAAUGACAGGAGGGAUGACAAUAGGAGAGAUGACGACAGGAGAGAUGACGACAGGAGAGAUGACGAUAGAAAUGAUGAUGACAGAAGAGAUAACAACAGGAGGGAUGAUGACAGAAGGGAUAAUGAUAGAAGAUAUGACGACAGGAGAGAUGACAACAGAAAGGAUGAUAACUGGGGAGAUGACGUCAGAAGGGAUGAUGACAGAAGAGAUGAUAACAGGAGGGAUGACGACAAAACAGCUGAUAACAGAAGGGAUGGCGACAGAAGGGACGACGACAGACGGGAUGAUGACAGAAGGGAUGACGACAGAAGGGAUGUCGACAAACGGUCUGAUGACGGGAGGGAUGACGACAGAAGGAAUAAUGACAGACGGGACGACAGCAGAAGAGACGACAAUAGAAGAGAUAAUGACAGAAGAGAUAAUGACAGAAGGGAUAAUGACAGAAGAUAUGACGACCGGAGAGAUGAUAACAGAAGUCGCAAUGACAGAAGACAAAGCGACCGGAGGGAUGACGACAGAAGAGACAGAAGAUAUGACGACAGAAGGGAUAACGACAGGCGAUAUAAUGACAGGCGUCUUAGGGGUAAUAAUGACUAUAGGCAAGCACGAUACCGCGACAAUUACUAUGAUCAGAAGAAAUGAAACGAUCACACAUCUCAAUAAAUAUAACAAGACACCGGCAAUGAUUAUGGAAACACGAUUAUAUGUUAAAUAAGUAAUUAAUCAAUGUAUUAUUAAAGAGCAUAGCUGCAGCACAA